Delphinapterus leucas (beluga whale) is the source of this 2469-nucleotide messenger RNA. RefSeq names its product PML-RARA regulated adaptor molecule 1 (gene PRAM1). The record is from RefSeq and is a predicted model, not a curated record. Lineage: Eukaryota; Metazoa; Chordata; Mammalia; Artiodactyla; Monodontidae. Gene Ontology annotation, cellular component: plasma membrane. Gene Ontology annotation, biological process: T cell receptor signaling pathway; protein localization to plasma membrane; integrin-mediated signaling pathway. Gene Ontology annotation, molecular function: protein binding.
UCCCCCCUCCUCCCCUUCCUCCUCUGCCCUCCCGCCUGGCCAGUAGACCCCACCCCGUGGGGCCCGUGGAGCAGAAGCUACAGUCACUUCCUGAAGGCAGCAGCCCUGGCUCAGGUCCCACUUGCCCUGUGGCCCGUCACCCGCCUGCAGCCAUGGGGAGUCAUCAGGACUUUCGGAGCCUUCAAGCAAAGUUCCAGGCCUCUCAGCCCGAGACCGGCAAACUCCCCCAAAUAUCCCCAAAGCCCGAGUUCAACAAACUCCUCAAAAAGUUUCCACAGCCUGAGCUAGGCGAGCAUCCCAAGAAGCACCCCCAGCCCGAGUUCACUGAUCUGCCCAAGAAGCCCUGCAAACUUGAGUUCAGUGAACUCUCCAAGAAGGUCCCACAGCUCAAGGCCACUCCAUUCCCCAGGAAGCCCCUGCAGCCCGAGCUCAGCCACGCCCCAAGGCCCCCCACAGGGCCCAAGUUCGGUGCAUUCCCCAGGAAGUCCCAGCAGCCUGAGUCCAAUGAGGCCACCCUGAAGCCCCCCCAGCCCAAGUUCAGUACCGUUCCCGAGAAGCCCCUGCAGCUUGGGGUCAGUGGUCUCCCUGAGAAGUCCCUGCCGCAGCCCGAGUCCACUGAGGUCCCCCCAAUGCCCCCUUCAAAGCCCGAGUCCAGUGAGCCCCAGCCUCACUCCUCACAGCCCAACUUCAGUACAGUCCCCGGAAAGAUGCCACAGCCUCCGCUGAGUGACCUCCCCGAGAAGCCCCCACGGCCCGAGUGUGGUGACCUCCCCAGGACGUCCUCGGGGCCCGAGUGCAGCCUGCUCCCCAAGGAGUUUCUGCAGCCCGAGUGGCGGGGGCCGCCCUGCAAGUCCUCGCAGCCCGAGCCCAGAUCUCUGCCCAGGAAGCGCCCGCAGGCUGAGUUCCUCGGUGACCUCCCUAGAAAGCCUCCACUCCCUGGCUCCCGUUCAGAGAGCUCACUGCCCACUGCCGUUGCAGCCUCCAGCCCUAGGUUCCCACUCAGCCCAGGGUUUGGAGCCAGGCAGCAGAGAUCUGGAGCCCUCGCUCGCGGUGGAGGCUCGAGGCUGGGCCUCAAACCUGGCCACCCACCCCGGCGGAGGCCUCUCCCCCCAGUCAGCAGCCUGGGCGCCCCUCCAGCCAAGCCCCCACUGCCCCCAGGCCCCAGGGACGUCCAGAGAUUUCGAAGGACCUUGGCAGCAAGCACAGCUCUGCCGAGGAGCUCUUCUGCCGGCUUCCUGGCUCGACAGCCUGAAGACACCCCACAGGACCCAGAUGAGGCCUACGAGCUGUACGAGGACAUGGAGCCCACAGACGACUCCAGACCCAGCCCCAAGGGCAGAGAUGAAGUGCUGUCUACCCAGCAACCCCCCAGGAGGCCACCACAAGACCAAGAGCCCAGGAAGGAGAAGGGCCCCCAGCCACAGCAGUUGCCGCCCACGGACCUGAAGUCUCUGAAGCAGAUCCGGAAGGCAGAGAAAGCUGAGCGGGAGUUCCGGAAGAAGUUCAAGUUUGAGGGGGAGAUUGUGAUUCAGACAAGGAUGAUGAUUGACCCCAACGCCAAGACCCGUCGCGGGGGUGGCAAGCACCUGGCGGUUCGGCGUGGGGAGAUCCUGGAGGUGAUCGAGUUCACCAGCAAGGAGGAGAUGCUGUGCCGGGACACCAAGGGCAAGUAUGGCUACGUACCCAGAACAGCUCUACUGCCCCUGGAAACAGAGGUGUAUGACGACGUCGGUUCCUGGGAUCCUCUGGAUAACCAACCAUUCCCCGGGGGACGAUAAGGCCUACAGGGGUGGGGACCCAGGACAACCCACCAAUCCAGCCACCUCUUAACCGAAGGAGCCCUGGAUCCCAGUUUGGCCGUCACAGAGCUGCCCAGGCUCCUGUCUGACCACGGACACAGACCACAUAAAGCCCCUCUUUUAAAGCAAUUCCUGCUUCUUGUCUUGUCUUUCCCUCCUGAUGGGCACCACACAGUGGAGCCAUGAUCAGACACCUGGGAGAAUCUGUGGGGUCACCCCCCUUCUCCAAGGUCGCACCCCUCAAGGAUAUAGGCCAGAAAGGAGAAAAGUAGGGCAGGAGAAGGUAGCAAGGGAGCUGGCACCUUGCUAGACUUAGAGGUGGGAGUCCCCGUGAUGGUACCCCGUGUCAGCCACCAGCCAGAGUGAAGACCCUCCACAUCCAACGUGACAAGCAGCAGCGGCAGCUUCUCACAGGCUACACAGCCCAAGUGGACUUACGUAUGAGAUCACAUCUUGGGGGGAAUGUGACCCAGUUCUGAUAAGAGUCCAGGUAUCAAGUUCAGCCUAAACCUCUGACAGGACAAAAUAUGCUCAGAAACUCUCACCCUACUUGGUCUGUUUUAGCAAAGAAAAGCUGCUAUGGACUGAACAUUUGUGUCCUUGCUGCCAAAAACAAUUCCUGCGUUGAAAACCUAACCCUCAACGUGAUGGUACUAGGAGGUGGGGCCUU